AUGAAUUUCCCCUUAAGAUGCUACAAGCUAUAUUUCGAUUUACCAAUCUUACCAACAAAAAAACUUUACGAAAGAGCACAUAAUCCGUCACCAUACCUUCGACGUUACCGACUGCCAACAGUUAAUUCUAGCGCAACAGUAGCAGCCUAUGAAGAAUUACUAAGUCCUGUUGAUAACUGCGCAAAAUUAGCAUAUAUUUCAGCGCUUAAUUGCCAAAAUAAGCAAUUUUGCAUUGCCAAACCAACAUCACCCAAUAUGGACAAUAUGCCACCUCAUAAUGACCCUAAUAAGCUUACCACCGAUCAAGCAAAAUCAUUUUUGACCUCUGGAACUCUCUUCAAAAAUUCGACUCCACUGGAUCGAGGAAAUCCAUGGAUAUCAUCCAAUAAAAACUCUGCUAUAGAUUUCGAAUUUCGAUUUGUUGCUACAGAAUUGAAAAAGAGAAGCGAUGAGUACGAUACAAUUAUGAGUGAUUUAACAUUUAAUGAAGGAGCAAUCAUCAAUGAAGCAUCUGAGGAAAGUAAUUAA
This is a messenger RNA of Thelazia callipaeda (thelaziosis nematode), 528 nucleotides long. The record is from the annotation of a GenBank genome assembly. Lineage: Eukaryota; Metazoa; Nematoda; Chromadorea; Rhabditida; Thelaziidae.